AUGGAGCAUCUGUGCAGAAUUGGAUCAGAUCAUGCACCUCUUAUGCUUACAGCAGGAGAACAACCUCAGCAAUUCUCUAAGCCUUUCAGAUUCCUAAAAUUCUGGGUAGAUCAUGAGUCUUUCUUAUAUAUAGUGGAGCAUCAUUGGAAUAUUGUGUUUGUUGGAGUUGCUUUUAUUACCUUCAAGGAGGACAUUGUUAAGAUCAAAGAGCAGUUGUUUGACGAGGAUCCCUCUGAAGCCAACAGGAUGAAAUGCUGGGACAUUGUGGGUGCAGAUGUAUACAAUGUAGUUAAGGCUUUCUUUGAUGGUCAAACUCUUCCAAAAUCUAUCACUUACACUAACUUGGUGUUACAACAAAAGAAGGAGAUUAUUAACAGCCUUUCUGAUCUCAGGCCUAUCAGUUUAAGUAACUUCAUCAACAAGAUCAUUACUAGAAUCAUUCGUGAAAGAUUGGAAUCUAUUCUGUCUAAUUUAAUUUCUCAGAAUCAAUCUAGUUUUGUAAAAAGAAGUAAUAUUAUAGAGAAUGUGAUUCUAAAACUGGACAUGGCAAAGGCAUAUGAUAGGGUCUCUUGGAAUUACUUAAUUCAGGCUACUAGUUUCUUUCAUUUUACAAGGGGAGUAAAGCAAGGUGAUCCACUAUCACCUACCUUAAUCAUCUUGGCUGCUGAAGUAUUAUCAAGAGCCUUAAAUAGCUUGUUUGAUGAAGGGAUGUUCAGGGGAUAUGGAUUGCCUAAAUGGAGCUCUAAUCUGAAUCAUUUGUCAUAUGCUGAUGACACAAUAGUUUUUGCCUCUGCUGACAAAUGGUCAUUACAAGGGAUUAUGAAUAUUCUGCACGAGUAUGAAGCUGUGUUUGGUCAAAAGAUUAAUGUUCAUGAGAGUACUUUCUACAUGUAUAAGAAAGUAUCUAGUGAACUGGUGAAUGAAGUCCAGCAGAUUACAGGAUUCUCAAGAGCAUGGAAAGCAAAGUUACUAUCAUUUGGUGGAAAAGUUGUACUGAUUAGCAGUGUGCUGCAAAGCAUUCCUGUAUAUUUGUUAUCAGCAAUGGUUCCUCCAAAAUGUGUCAUCAAAGAGUUGCAUAAACUGUUUAAUAGAUUUUUUUGGCAAACAACGGAAGAUGGUAAAUGUAAACAUUGGUCUGAAUGGAUAAAACUGUGUUAUCCCAAGGGGGAAGGUGGUUUAGGAUUCAGAUCUUUGAAUGAUAUUUCAAGAGCUCGUUUCUCAAAGCUUUGGUGGAGGUUCAGAACAAAUAACUCUUUAUGGUCAAACUUUAUGUGGAAUAAAUACUGUAAGAAGGUUAGACCAACUCUUAUUCAAUGGAAUAGUGGAACUCAGACAUGGAAGUAUAUGUUAGAAGCUAGGAAUGAUAUUGAGCAGCAUAUCUGGUGGGAGCCUCAUCAGGGUUCUACAUCAAUAUGGUAUGACAACUGGUUGAAGAUAGGUGCUUCGAAUAAUCAACCUUAG
Lycium barbarum (goji berry) is the source of this 1461-nucleotide messenger RNA. RefSeq lists its product as uncharacterized. The transcript has 5 exons. Bases 1 to 1461 code for a protein of 486 amino acids. NCBI's taxonomy places the organism in Eukaryota, Viridiplantae, Streptophyta, Magnoliopsida, Solanales, Solanaceae. The record is from RefSeq and is a predicted model, not a curated record.